AUGGAUACUCUUACCUUGCGCGGUACUCUCGAAGGUCAUGGCAACUGGGUCACUGCCAUUGCUACCACCUCUGAAGCUCCUGAUAUGGUUUUGUCUGCCUCUCGUGAUAAGACCAUCAUCGUCUGGAACCUUAUCAGAGAUGAGUUGAACUAUGGUGUCCCUCGUAAGUCUCUUGUUGGUCACUCCCACUUUGUUGAGGAUCUUGCCAUCUCUUCUGACGGUCAAUUCGCUUUGUCCGCCUCUUGGGAUCAAACUCUUCGUCUUUGGGACCUCAACAGCGGUACCACCACCCGUCGUUUCGUCGGCCACACCAACGAUGUUCUCUCUGUCUCUUUCUCUGCCGAUAACCGUCAAAUCGUUUCCGGCUCUCGUGACAAGUCCAUCAAGUUGUGGAACACUCUCGGUGAGUGCAAGUAUAACAUCACUGAAGAUGGUCACUCUGAAUGGGUUUCUUGUGUUCGUUUCUCUCCUAACCCUGCUAACCCUCUCAUCGUUUCCGGUGGUUGGGACAAGCUCGUCAAGGUCUGGGAUUUGACCAAGAUGAAGUUGAGAACCAACUUCAUUGGCCACAACGGUUAUGUCAACACUGUUACCAUCUCUCCCGAUGGUUCUCUCUGUGCCUCUGCUGGUAAGGAUGGUGUUGUCAUGCUCUGGGAUUUGAACGAUGCCAAGCAUCUCUACUCUCUCGAAGCUGGAUCUCUCGUCCACGCUCUUACCUUCUCUCCCAACCGUUACUGGCUCUGUGCUGCUACCGCCAACGGUAUCAAGAUCUGGGAUCUCGAGUCCAAGUCCGUUGUUGAUGACCUCCGUCCUGAAUUCCCUCAAUUGGGUAAGAGAAAGAACCCUGACCCUGACUGUUUGUCUGUCUGCUGGUCUGCCGAUGGUGCCACCCUCUUCUCUGGUUACUCUGACAACAUUAUUCGUGUCUGGCAAGUCACCCGUACUCUUUAA
Mucor velutinosus is the source of this 951-nucleotide messenger RNA. RefSeq lists its product as uncharacterized. NCBI's taxonomy places the organism in Eukaryota, Fungi, Mucoromycota, Mucoromycetes, Mucorales, Mucoraceae. Gene Ontology annotation, cellular component: cytosol; nucleus. Bases 1 to 951 code for a protein of 316 amino acids. Gene Ontology annotation, biological process: positive regulation of protein phosphorylation; rescue of stalled cytosolic ribosome. Gene Ontology annotation, molecular function: ribosome binding; translation regulator activity; protein kinase C binding. The transcript has 4 exons. The record is from RefSeq and is a predicted model, not a curated record.